GCGGUUCCCUAAUUGUAUUAACUAAAUCUUUCUGAUCAGAUAGAAAGUCUAUGUUGACACGUCCAAAUUAGACAUAGCAAAUUGCAACGCCUCGAUGUGAUUCCUUGGCUUGGACUCUCUAAGCUGAGCUGGGAGAUCUGUCACUCUCCCGCAGGAUAUCCAAUGAGCAUCAAUCUCGCAGAGACUUCCUCGUUGUAAUUGGGUGAAGGAUGUGGAUAGUGUGCGCACGCGGGGCCGAACGUAAACAUUCGCGUGCUCUCAUGCUCACAGAGAGGAACUAGGAGCGCGAGUACGGUGAACGUUGCUCAUUGCGCGCGCAAUAAUAGAGUUGUGUGCAGCUGAAUGCAUCGAAGAUUAACGUGGGUAACUUGAAGAAAUAUGAGCACCGGGACUCUGUAAGACAAUGUUUUGGAGCUUCUUUGGACCAGUGAGAAGUUUACAUAGGAACAUCUGCUAACUUUCCACAUGAAGAUAAAGUUCUGGGGAUAUCGUCACAUGCCGUUUGUUUUUUAGAAUCAACUUUUUUUAUUCAUGUGGAAUGACCAUUUUUGAUAUCCUAAUUGGUGUUUAAGAAAAAAGACAUCAGGAAUGGUAUGCUGAGGAACAUUGUGAAACCAACUUCCAUGCAUAAUGUGGAAUUCUACGCUGAAGGUAUUUUCUUUCUCCUAUAAUAAAAGGAGGUUUUGAAGGAUAUAUUUUACCGUCUUUUGUGUCGCGUUGACUGUGCAGGACCAAAUCAAAAUACCAGGCAUACUUUUCCAGCUUGAAUAAUUCAUAAAGCGUGCCUUCGAGGGUUGGAUAAAAGUUACGACAAUACGGGGAGGGGGAAUAAUAAUAAGCAGAAUUGUUCAAAGUGGUGAAGGGGGAUGGCCACGGCCGCUUCAAAUCCUUACCUGGCCAGCAAUAGUAUCCUCUCAUCAGCCUCGAUCGUUCAUUCGGAGUCCGGAGGUGGUGGCAUGCAGCCGGGAAGUGCUGCCAUAACCUCGGUGUCGGGCGGCUACAGAGGAGACCCCGCGAUCAAGAUGGUGCAGAGCGACUUCAUGCAGGGAGCUAUGACGGUCAGUAACGGGGGACACAUGCUAAGCCAUGCGCAUCAGUGGGUUACUUCACUGCCGCACGCUGCUGCAGCAGCCGCCGCCGCCGCAGCUGCCGCAGCUGCUGAAGCGGGCUCCCCUUGGUCCUCCAGCCCCGUUGGAAUGGCGGGUAGUCCACAACAACAAGAUGUCAAGAAUAAUUCAAACAGGGAAGAUCUGCACUCGGGUACAGCGCUGCACCACAGACCCUCGCACCUAGGUGCUCACCAGUCCCAUCAAAGCGCGUGGGGUGGCACCACAGCCUCGCACAUCUCCACCAUCACCGGAGGGCAGCAGCAGUCCCAGCAGUCCCUCAUUUAUUCCCAGCCGGGUGGCUUCACGGUAAACGGGAUGCUGAACCCUCCAGGGAGUUUAGUCCACCCGGGGCUGAUGCGAGGAGAUUCUCCCGAUAUGGAGCACCAUCAUCACCACCAUCAUCAUCCGCAGCACCCUCACCACCAUCACCACCAGCACCACGCGGGAGUGAACAGCCACGACUCGCACUCCGACGAGGACACGCCGACCUCCGACGACCUGGAACAGUUUGCCAAACAGUUCAAGCAACGCCGAAUCAAACUGGGCUUCACCCAAGCUGAUGUCGGUUUAGCACUAGGAACUCUUUACGGAAAUGUUUUCUCCCAAACUACCAUUUGCAGGUUCGAGGCUCUGCAGCUGAGCUUUAAAAACAUGUGCAAACUCAAGCCACUGUUAAACAAGUGGCUGGAGGAGGCCGACUCCACCACGGGCAGUCCUACCAGCAUUGACAAAAUAGCAGCCCAGGGUAGAAAACGAAAGAAGCGCACCUCCAUAGAAGUAAGCGUAAAGGGGGCAUUGGAGAGCCAUUUUUUGAAAUGUCCUAAACCGUCAGCACAGGAGAUCACCUCUCUGGCAGACAACCUACAGCUGGAAAAAGAGGUCGUUCGGGUCUGGUUCUGCAACCGAAGGCAGAAGGAGAAGAGGAUGACGCCGCCCGGAAUCCCACAGACACCCGAGGACGUGUACACCCAUGCAGGCAACGUGAGUGCAGACACACCGCCUCCGUCCAUGGACUGCAAACGAGAGUUUUGUGAUAGAUUACUUAAAAGGUGCAAGUUUGAAAGAUGAACCGGACAACAACCACAACGUGACAACUACGAGCACCUAUGGCCAGGAGAUUCUGGUGCACUGACAACGAAAUCGUGACAAACCCGAAGCCAACAAAGACUUUAUGGAUCCCCUUUAAGGGAAAUUAUACAAGAACUCCCAAGGACAUGGAUCAAUGCAAGCAAACAUUAAAUAUUAAACAGUGGAAGAAUUUACCCAGGACAUGUAUCAGUUUUACGCACAGGAAUUAUAUUACUCAUUUUAACAGAAAGGAUUUGUCUUGUCUAUACUCUUGGAGCAUUAUUAUGUGCAACAGACUACACCUUUUGUAUCUUAUAGUAUUUUUGUGAACCACACUUCUGUGAAUAGCCUUUACACAGAGAAAACUCUUAAGAAAAAAUAGGAAAAAGAAAAAAGAUUGGUUACUCUCAAGCUGCACUUAUUUUCCAAUUUCAGCCUACCCCGUUAACACUUUUUUGUUGUUGUUGUUUGGCUGAAUUAUCGUGGAUAUUGCCCUCUCUUAACUGCUUUUUCUAGGCAGGCAUUUUUGGUGGGUUUUGAUAACACGUCUGUGUAAAUUUGGCAAUAUAAAUUCUCUGUGUUGAUUUAAAUGAUUUGCUUUAUAUUUUUCACUAAGAAACAAUCUCUCAGAUAUUUUCAUGAGCAAUGACAGAUUUGUUGCGCGCUGUGAUGACUUUCAACCUAUAGUAGCAUCUCUUGUAGGCCUUCCCCUCUGCCAUUUUAAAUAUUGAUUAUAUUUUAUACUGUUAGUAUCACACUUGUUAUUAUAUACAGAUAUUGUACACAAACGCAUUGACAAAGUUGAAGCAACCCGUUGUCAAACCGUUUCCCCCGUUGUUGUUAUUUAAGUUCAGUACUGACUCAGCGAGAGGUGAAUGAGAAUAAUAAAUCUGAUAGCUCUCGGA
Messenger RNA from Misgurnus anguillicaudatus (oriental weatherfish), 3082 nucleotides. It is a transcript of the gene pou3f3a, whose product is annotated as POU class 3 homeobox 3a. The record is from RefSeq and is a predicted model, not a curated record. Gene Ontology annotation, molecular function: RNA polymerase II cis-regulatory region sequence-specific DNA binding; DNA-binding transcription factor activity, RNA polymerase II-specific. Gene Ontology annotation, biological process: brain development; regulation of transcription by RNA polymerase II. Gene Ontology annotation, cellular component: nucleus. Lineage: Eukaryota; Metazoa; Chordata; Actinopteri; Cypriniformes; Cobitidae.